Messenger RNA from Danio aesculapii, 3680 nucleotides. It is a transcript of the gene tox2, whose product is annotated as TOX high mobility group box family member 2. Gene Ontology annotation, cellular component: nucleus. Gene Ontology annotation, biological process: regulation of transcription by RNA polymerase II. The coding region runs from base 47 to 1654 and encodes 535 amino acids. Lineage: Eukaryota; Metazoa; Chordata; Actinopteri; Cypriniformes; Danionidae. Gene Ontology annotation, molecular function: chromatin DNA binding. The record is from RefSeq and is a predicted model, not a curated record. The transcript has 10 exons.
AGAAGCGCGUUCAGCGCUCCAUGCCUUCAGUCUAGCGGAGCGGGCGAUGGAUGUGAGAUUUUACCCUGCACCUCCUUCAAGCGUGGGCUCCUGUACAUUACCCACCGACACCAGCCUCUCCUCUCUGGACUAUUACCACUGCAACAAGAGCAGAUACAGUGUAGGAGAUCGCGGUGUUAGGCUGUACGGCGCUUUACCCGUGAGGCACAGCCCUGAGGAGAAAAGACUGCCCUCUUCAGGGUUUGAUGGUGACAACAUGUACAUGAGUGAGAACAACCAAGAGUUCCUCUCCCCGACUCAGCAGAGUUACUCAGGGCAGGGUGGGGGUAGUGGGGGCGGAGGUGGAGGCGGAGACGAGGAUUACGAGAUUCCUCCAAUCACACCACCCAAUCACCCGGAGCCGCCACUGCUGCACCUGAUGGACCCCGAGUCCAGCUACCUGUGCCACUCCAUCCCUCACAACGGCCUGAUCAACCCGUACUCGUACCCGGAGCUGCCCGCGCUCAUGAUGACCAACAUGCUGGCGCAGGACGGGCACCUGCUAUCCAGCCAGAUGCCCUCGAUGCCGGCGUAUGCGGGGCAGGUGGGCAGUCAUUACCCCCGUGCCCACCACAGCCCCAUGAUAAACCGCUCGGGCCGGAUUCUGCCCCAUCCCAUGAGCGCCCUGUCCCAGCUCAGCUCUCAGAUCGGCACCUUUACUCACGGUUCCCCAUCCUCCUCAGGAAGUCAGUCAGCCACGCCCUCACCCUCAAGCUCCGCCCAGGAAGAGGAAGCAAAGUACCAUGCAAAGAUCACAGGGGAGAAGCGGCCUUCCUCUGACAUGAUGAAGCCCAAACCCAAACCUCAGAAGAAGAAGAAGAAGAAGGACCCGAACGAGCCACAGAAGCCCGUGUCAGCGUACGCACUCUUCUUCAGGGACACUCAAGCCGCAAUCAAAGGACAAAACCCCAACGCCACUUUUGGAGACGUCUCGAAGAUUGUGGCCUCCAUGUGGGACAGUCUGGGAGAAGAACAGAAGCAGGCUUAUAAACGGAAAACAGAAGCAGCGAAGAAGGAGUAUCUGAAGGCUCUGGCUGCCUAUCGAGCCAGUCUGGUGUCCAAGACCUACAGUGACCCGGUGGAGAGCAAAAGCGCCCAAUCCAGUCAGCCAUCAUCCCACAUGAUGCCCCCCAAUGCGCCCCUGUACAGCGUCCCGCCCCAGCCCUCCUCCCCGUACCUGGGCCCGAGUCCCUUCCCGCUGUCAGACCUCCAGAGUUACGCUGCGGGAGCCCCCAGACACGGCCUGCCCCGCUCCGCCAUGCUGCCCGCGCUCAGUGCCUCCCCGCCGGCGUCUUUCCAGAUCAGCCCCCCGCUCCACCAGCAGCUCUCCCUGCACCAGGGCUCCAUCCUCAACCAGCCCAUCCGGAUGCAGCAGGUCCAGUCUCACCAGAUGAGUCUCCAGGCUCCGCUGCACUCCCCACCCCCAGGACAGCAGGGAUUCUCUCACUUACAGUCCGAGUACCAGAAGAGUGUGGGAGGGUCUCAGUCUCCAGGGGCCCCAAACCCCGGGGGUCAAAACCCAGACUGGGACAGCGAAUACUGCAACCGGGAAUGUGGCGGAAACCACUGCAGUGGCAGUAUGAUAGGCAGGGAUAAGCCACUCUACCUCACUUGAAGCAACACAAGGAGAACAGAAAGAGAAAAAGAUGAAACAACGCCAGGGAGUCCCUAAAACCACCACCACCACCACUUCUCCACCCUCCCCAGACAUCAUCAGUUUCCCUCAGUGUCAUUUUUGCAUUCGUUUUUAGAAGGAUGUGUGUGUGUACGCGUUCUGAAGACUACUAGUGAUCCUUUCAUUUUUGCCAAGCACUUAAAAAUGUACAGGCCUCUCUCCGCCAGAGACCUCAGAGAGCGCUCACCCCGUCUCUGAAUAAACCUAAAAGAAAACAACAACAAAAAAAAAAAGAUGUAUAUAACGGAAAAAAAUAAAGCAAACUACCAUUAAAACUGGCCCUCAGGGCAAAUGAGCUUUAACUAAAACAGAGGAACAACUCUCCUCGUAGUUUUCUCAGUUACUUUUCUCCUUGUCUCAUUUUAUUUUUUUUUUUUCUGAUGAUGAUGAUGAUGUUGUACUUUUUUAUUUAUUUCCUGCUUGCAACAUAGCGCUUCUUCUUUACUUUCGAGAAAAUACUCUUCUGAAGGCGAAUCAGUACACUGAUGUGAAUCUGUGAACUUUAGGCAAAAAAUAAAAACACAAAAAAACAUGAAUGGAAAAAACCAAUUGGUAAAUACGACUUCUUUUUUUGUAAUUUUAAAGACCCGCGUACUGUAGGUCUUUGUUGAUCUGUCACAGUGUGAUUGUAAAUAUCACUUUUUUUCGGGGCGGGGGGGUCAAAUUGGGAAGAUGAAGUCCAGAUAUUUUUUUCUUCUUUAAUAUGAUUCAUUGAUUUGUAUUUUAAAUGGUAUUUUGUGAAUGCGUGCCGGUGUGAAUGAAUGAGCGUGCGUGUGAGUGUAUUUGUGCGUUGUGUAACUGAACAGCCUGUGCAGGUGAUAUCAGAAGAGUGUUUCCACACGUACACAAUCUUGCAUUAAACUCACUGGUGUGAUUUCCCCAAAAAAAAAAAAAAAAAAAAAAGAUCUACGGCAAAAAGCAUGACUUGACUGCGUGACCUGGCUCUCCAUUUAGGCUCCCCAUUUUGAUUCUUGAUUCCUGCUUGACUUUGAGAUCGAAGAGCGCUCAUGUGAUUUGAUCAACAUAUUUGAUUCACUCUCAGGUUGUAAAACGUGAUAUAAAAGCAUGAAUGUUCCAGGUCAAAGGUUCGAAAUAUACAUUACGCAAGUACGCAGAUGCGAACGCUUGGUUUCCAAACACAAUUUCCAAAUGUUUGUGCCAUAAAGUCAAUGUUUAACUGAUCAUUCACUAAAUCUCUUUAGUAUUUUACUCCACCGACUGUAGAUUUUCUGCUAUAGUGCCCCUUGUGGCAACACAGAUAUUGCACCAAACACAGAACGCGUUUUGUUCCCGUCGUACUUGCGCAGAGUUUGUUUUGAACCCAACGCAGUACAUGAUUUAAAGCCCAAGUCAUUUCUUUUUGCCUGAUCUUGACUGAUGUUAAAUCCACCAUUAUAACAUGUAAAGGUGAACUAUAAUGUUCUCGAUGUGAGAUAAUACAGCACACAGUAAAACAACAGUGGGUCUAUAGUUUUCUAGUAGCUUUUUGCUAGAUGUUCUAUUGUGUUGAUCUCAUCUUUAAGUUUCGCGGGAAAAGAAAAAUUCAAUUACAUUUGCUCAUUUAGUCAGACGGUUUAUUUUAAUCGGUUUUUCUUUUCCUUUCUACUGUAGCAUACUGUUUUUAGUUGGAUUAAAAGAAUAACUUCUAAGACGUUUAAUUUGUGUACAAACCUGCCAAUUGUAGUUAUUUUAUUUGUAAAGUCAGCAAUGAUAAUUAUUUGAAGAAUCGUUAUCAGCGAGUUGCCCAUCAUUUAAUAUUUAAUAAUGUUUAACAGGUUUCUAUUUAUGAACAAAAUGAGAUCGAGUUUUGCUUAUAACUACAAUAUUUGAAAUCUAUUGUUUUGUUUUUGGAUUAUGAUGAUGAUGAUGACAAUUGCUUUUAUUUUGAUUUUUACUUUUUGAAUGCUGGUUUUUUUCUUUCCUUGCCAGCCAGGUCAUUUUGUGUCACUAUGCCUUUUUGUUUCAU